Micropterus dolomieu (smallmouth bass) is the source of this 1815-nucleotide messenger RNA. Its product is annotated as mucin-5AC-like. Bases 1 to 1686 code for a protein of 561 amino acids. NCBI's taxonomy places the organism in Eukaryota, Metazoa, Chordata, Actinopteri, Centrarchiformes, Centrarchidae. The record is from RefSeq and is a predicted model, not a curated record. The transcript is spliced from 7 exons.
AUGCAACUGCUGUCCCGACAGCGGCUCCCAACAUUACAGAGGCUCAAACUGCAGCUCCUAAUGCAACAGCUGGCCCGACAGCUGCUCCCAACAUUACAGUGGCUCCAACUACAGCUCCUAAUGCAACAGCUGCCCCGACAGCGGCUCCCAACAUUACAGUGGCUCCAACUACAGCUCCUAAUGCUACAGCUGCCCCCACAGCGGCUCCCAACAUUACAGUGGCUCCAACUGCAGCUCCUAAUGCAGACAGCGGCUCCCAACAUUACAGUGGCUCCAACUACAGCUCCUAAUGCAACAGCUGCCCCGACAGCGGCUCCCAACAUUACAGUGGCUCCAACUACAGCUCCUAAUGCAACAGCUGCCCCGACAGCGGCUCCCAACAUUACAGUGGCUCCAACUACAGCUCCUAAUGCUACAGCUGCCCCCACAGCGGCUCCCAACAUUACAGUGGCUCCAACCGCAGCUCCUAAUGCAACAGCUGUCCCAACAGCGGCUCCCAACAUUACAGUGGCUCCAACUGCAGCUCCUAAUGCAACAGCUGGCCCGACAGCGGCUCCCAACAUUACAGUGGCUCCAACUGCAGCUCCUAAUGCAACAGCUGGCCCGACAGCGGCUCCCAACAUUACAGUGGCUCCAACUGCAGCUCCUAAUGCAACAGCUGCCCCGACAGCGGCUCCCAACAUUACAGUGGCUCCAACUGCAGCACCUCAUGCAACAGCCAUCACCACAGCGGCUCCCAACAUUACAGUGGCUCCAACUGCAGCUCCUAAUGCAACAGCUGCCCCUACUGCACACACAACUACAGUUACCAGUGCAACAACCGCUUCUACUUCUGCACCAGCUUCAACCACCACUGCAUCAACAAAUCCACCUUCACCCAGUGAGGGAACCCUGGGUCUUCAGUUUCGUCUUAACGAAACAUUUACAUCAGAUCUUUCCAAUCCAUCCUCUGCAGCGUUCCAGAGAUUAGCUAUAUCAGUGGUCAGCGAGUUAAACAGACUGUUUGCAAAGCUGUACGGAUCAUCUUUCCGACGUGCCAUCAUCAGGGCAUUCAGGAGUGGAUCAGUGGUUGUCGACUCUACCCUUGUCUUCACAGAUCCAAACUCAGUUCCUUCAGCAAGCAAUGCGACUUCAGAACUCAAUACUGCAAUUAUGAGUAACUCUACCUUCCUGAGCUUCAUACAAGGAAGCAUUAAUAUAACAACUACCGCUUCUACAUCUACUACCACCACCACUGCAUCAACAAAUCCUCCUACAUCUAGUGAGGGAACCCUUGGUCUUACGUUUAGUCUGGACCAAACAUUUACAUCAGAUCUCUCCAACCCAUCAUCAGCAGCGUUUCAGACUUUAGCUGCACUGGUGGUCAGAGAGGUAAAUGGAGUGUGUGGAAAGCUGUUUGGAUCAUUUUUCCGUCGCUCCAUAGUCAACUCAUUCAGGAGUGGAUCAGUGGUUGUCAACAUGACUCUUGUGUUCACGGAUAAAAACUCAGUUCCUUCAGCAAGCACUGCAACUUCACAACUCAGUAGUGCACUUACUAGCACGUCUACAUCUCUCAACAUUAUACCAGGCAGCGUGUCUGCACAGUCAACAUCAACAUCAAACAGUUCUCCUCGUCCCACAGCGGGCUCAUUGGCAGUGUUUUCCCUAACACUGCUGGCUGUGGCACAGAUACUGACAGACUUAUAACCGGCAUGCAGUUUUUAUCCAACAAACCAAAGGCAAAAGAUAUAAGUGUGCAUUAUGAAAAUUACCAAUACUAUGUGAUGUGGUAAAAAGAUGUGCCAAAAUUUUGAGUUUUUCAUUAUUCUCAGAAUU